AACACCCUAAUACCUCUGCGGGUAGGUCUUCGAGCCAAACAAAUAACAGUAAUAAUAAAAACGAAUAACUAUAUAUAUUACCUUUGUUACCACCCAUCAUUUGGUGAAUCGACGUUUGCAUACCCUAUAAAAUGUUCAGAUGGUUUUUACUGUUACAAUUAAUUGUAUGGACUCCACUAAUUAAUACCAUGCAUUUUCGGAAUUUCCCAACGACAAUAACGGUUUUUCACUGAACUGGUCAAACACAAAGAGCUUAUUCUCUCCCUUUUCUCUCUCUCUUCACUUCCCCCCUCAUUCUGAGGCUCUUUUCCACUUUCCACUUCCAUCACCAAAUUCUCAAAAACAACACCACCAUGAAACUAGAACAACCCAUCAAGAGAAAACGGAAAAUUAGCCAGGAAAAAACCCCAAAAAGUACUGCACCAGCCAAACGCACAUGACCUGUUUGAUUAAUGGCCACUGUGGGUGUUCUUGGACCUGCUGCCCUUCUGAUCUGCUGCGUUCUCUUCAUCAUCUCUCCCAUGUCAUCUUCUGUUUCUGAUUCCGAGGCUUUGCUUAAACUCAAGGAAUCGUUUACAAACGCUGAGGCUCUCGAUUCGUGGAAGCCGGGCUCCGAGCCUUGUGAUAAAGAUAAGGAGUUGUGGGAAGGUCUUGUUUGUACCAAUGGCAUUGUCACUGGUCUUCGUCUUCAAAAAAUGGGUUUGUCCGGGAUUAUUGAUAUAGACGCGCUGGUUCAAAUGCCUGGCCUUCGGACUCUUAGUAUUGUGAACAAUUCUUUCUCGGGUGCAAUUCCACAAUUCAAUCGCCUUGGCGCUUUGAAGGCCAUUUACCUGUCGGGGAAUCAGUUUUCGGGUGACAUUCCAUCGGACUACUUUGCAAAAAUGGAGUCUUUGAAGAAAGUGUGGCUUCCGAGGAACAACUUCACGGGUGGAGUUCCAUCUUCAUUGGCUAACGUGGAUAACCUAAUUGAAUUACAUCUUGAAAACAAUCAAUUUUCAGGUGCAAUUCCCGCAUUUGGACAAACCACAUUGGCAUCACUUGAUCUAUCAAAUAAUAAUUUGGAAGGGGAAAUUCCAGCUAGUUUGUCAAAAUUUAAUUCGAGCUCAUUUGAAGGAAACCCCAGGCUCUGCGGGGCAAAAUUAGGUAAAAGGUGUGCUCGGGCAGAAAGUCCAAAAGCGCCUGAGCCAAGUAGCGACAGUUCUUCCUCUAAUACACUUGCUGCUAUAGUGCUCAUGUCUGUGGCUGUGUUGUUUUUAUUGCUCAUGGUUGUGGCAAUUAUGGUGAUGAGGAAAAGGCAAGAGAGGUUCACUGUGCUUGAAAAAGAAAAUCUUGAUGACUCAGUCGAGGUGCACGUAUCAACUUCAACUAAAAAGGAUAUGGAUACAAGCCGGAAAGGAAUGGGGUCAAGCCGUAAGGGAACGAACUAUGGCAAGGGUGCUCCGGAUCUAGUGCUGGUAAAUGAUGAGAAGGGUGUAUUUGGGUUGCCAGAUUUGAUGAAGGCAGCUGCAGAGGUGCUUGGAAACGGGACAUUGGGAUCGUCAUACAAGGCCAUGAUGUCUAAUGGGAUGACUGUGGUAGUGAAGAGGGUAAAAGAUAUGAAUAAGUUGGGAAAAGACGGAUUUGAUGCAGAGAUCAGGCGGCUUGGACAACUACGACACCAGAAUGUCUCGCCACCAUUAGCUUACCAUUAUCGCAAAGAUGAGAAGCUAAUAGUCUAUGAGCACGUUCAGAAAGGCAGUUUGCUUUAUCUAUUGCAUGGUGAUCGUGGACCUAGUCAUGAUGAGCUCAACUGGCCUACCCGUCUAAAGAUUGUUCAAGGAAUUGCCCGAGGGUUGGGUUAUCUUCACACUGAACUUGCUUGCUUUGACUUGCCCCAUGGCAAUCUCAAAUCAAGCAAUGUUCUUAUUGGCUCUAACUAUGAGCCAUUCCUUGCAGAUUAUGGAUUUUGUGCGUUAGUUAACACCAACCAAGCUGCGCAGUCACUGUUUGCCUACAAAUCUCCAGAGGCUGCAAAAAGCCGCCAGGUUUCUCCCAAGUGUGACGUGUAUUGUCUAGGAAUUGUCAUUUUUGAAAUCCUUACAGGAAAAUUUCCUUCCCAAUAUCUCAACAACGGCAAGGGUGGGAUUGAUGUAGUCCAAUGGGUAAAAACAGCGACUUCAGAAGGGAGAGAAGCAGAAUUAUUUGAUCCAGAAAUUGCACACUCUACAAGUUCUCGAGGUGAUAUGGAGCGGCUCCUCCACAUUGGUGCAGCUUGCACUGAAAUUAACCCCGAGCAGCGGCUAGAUGUUAGAGAGGCCAUUAGAAGGAUAGAAGAGAUAGGAAUAGAGGGAGCCAAAGACGGGAAAACAUUCCAAGUGCAGCCAUCAUUGCGAGAUGGAUAUACUGAAUCACCGGCAUCUCCGUUUUAUGUAUCAAUUGUGAGAGAAAGUAAUAAUGAGCUCUCUGGGAGGAGAUAUGAUAGGUUUGGAGAUUAGUCAGGACAAUGUCAUAGUGAUAAAUUUGCCUCGACAUACCAAUGAUUGAUGUACGGCACUGUAUAGAGAAUUGUUCUCUUGGAACUGAAAAAGGCAGGACAUGAGUAUAUGGAACUUCUAGGGAGAAAUGAGAAUGACUAACCUCUGGAAUGAUUUCUAGGUCCCUAUCACAGAAAUUUUCGUGUAAAAGGUGAGGAUGUAUAUACAAUGUGUAUGCUGUACUCAUGUAGAUUUGAUCAGUAUUUAAUCUUUCUGAAGAAUCCAGGUUGAAAAAGUACUUGAGCAAAUGAGAUAUUAUUGCUUGGAGUGGUGUUAGCAGA
Cornus florida is the source of this 2794-nucleotide messenger RNA. RefSeq names its product pollen receptor-like kinase 3. NCBI's taxonomy places the organism in Eukaryota, Viridiplantae, Streptophyta, Magnoliopsida, Cornales, Cornaceae. The record is from RefSeq and is a predicted model, not a curated record. Gene Ontology annotation, biological process: protein phosphorylation. Gene Ontology annotation, molecular function: protein binding; ATP binding; protein kinase activity.